AGGCCGUGAAGAAUUUCACAGAGCAGAGAGCGUUGAGUAGAGGGGACGUAAUAUGCAAGUUGAAUGAGUAGUUGAGGUCGACUCAUUGAAUGCACCAUGACGUACCGAGAAGAUCAGGCAUCCGUAAAUAAAAAGGUCGUAUCUUCACUGUUGAGCAGUAUAGAAAGUCAAUGUGCUGUUAAGCAGAUGUUGAAAUCAACACCUCAAGGCACGUAGAGUUAUGAGAAAAUAUGAUGCCGCGUGGUCGUCGACGUGUGGCGCUCGCAGUCGUGCAUGCCUCUGCAGCUGGAAUAUCUGCACACGCUCUACUUUCAUCAACAUCCAGGCAACAGGUCUUAACAUCUACUUCCUCGAAAUCAGGAAAUAAAAAGAACCAUCUAGAUCUACCUGAUGCCAAGAGCAAGGAAGCACAUAAAAAUAAAAGUACAGGCGCCGUCCGGCACAUAAAAACCAGAGGAACUUCUACUACGGCAUCAAAACAAGCAACUACCAAACAAACAUUUUCGAGGGCUUCCGCUUCAUCAAGCUCUUCUGAAAGAACAGAGGUCCUAGUCGACGCACCGCAUCCAGCGAAAGAAACUAAUGUCGCAAGUUUGGAGACGGAUGGUGAAUCAGAGCACGUCAGGGAGCACAGCAGAGAUGAAGGAGAUCAUUAUGGGGAAAACGACUCAGAUGAAGAUGCAGAGAAUGCAGAAGAAGAAGCCGCGUACGCUGCCUCACAAUCUGCAAGAACGUCUGCGGCAAAAGUUAAGUCACCAGAUUCGGAAUUUUUCUCGUGUCUUUAGUACUACAUCUUUUUAGAAGGGUGAUCAUAUGUUUGACGAGCAAGGAAAUAAACGUCCCAAUUAGUUUUCUGCAUAGGGGUCGUGCGGUCAUCUUGAACCUCCUUGCUAUUUUUUUGUAAGUAACUUGGCCUGAAAAAUGAAGUUAUUUCUACUCGAACGAACUUCUGACAAACCCAACCUGCUCUAAAACCAACAGUGUCAAAUCGUGGGUGAAUCUAGUGGAACAAGGACAAGGUGGACAACAUGCCAAAGCUGCUUCGAUACCUCAGACGGGAACACCGCCACCAGAUGUGUGUAAAGCCAUGCCGUACGAAACCGAUACCGUCGAUGGAUACGUCAUACUGAAUUUAAGGCUUAGUGGGGGACUACAACUUGCUUGGUAUGAACUUCGACUGCCAUCAACUCCAACAUCGGCUUAGAGUUUUUGUGACGCAGUUGGUCCUAUAUUGGGCAGAAUGGAACGAUUCCCCCAAACCUCCAUCAAAAGUAUUUAGUUCGUUGCAGUCGAAGAUGAACUUGUUCUUGUCUUCGGCUCCUCCUCUAUCUAAUAAGCCAGCACCUCCAUUCGUGGGCUAGUGCGUACCGUGAUCCGAAAAAUGGCGACGACCAAGGAGCUCAUCCGGACUGUCCCUUACACCAUACAAGGGGCAAAGACCUAUCAGCCGGCGCGACCCGGACGGACGGAGGCGUCUGUGUCAGGACGCACCAUUAAGCUUACAGUUCAUCUCCUCUCCUCUGUCUCUAGGUUCUCUCUGGCACUUCUCUCUGGCACUCUAAGUUCUCUCUGGCAUCCAUUGUAGAGUAUGCUGAGUGCAGACCAAAGAAGAGAAUCACGAUGAAUCCUCAUAAAGACAUAGCGUCGCGACAGCAGACAGGAUCUGUGGUUGCAUCUCAAAUCAUACUUGAUAGUCUAUCAAUGAAUCGGGUAUUCUGCUCUUCUUGAUGAAGGUAAAUGGUGGCUGAAUGGCCUCUAAUACGUUAGAAUAACGAGGACACGAGAGGUUCCAUGACACUUAACACGUUAUCACUAUCCAAUGUAGAGUAUGCUGAGUGGAGUCCCCCUUGUUUUCAAGGGGAAACUACGAUGGAACGCGUAGGGCAUCGCCCUCAACGAGGGAUGGUAAAAAACUAGCGCUAACACUACGUGAAUUCGAAAGGCCAUCAAGUAGGAUCAUGGUACCACUACUGGCGGGCGAAGUGGAAGGAAGGCGGGAAAUAUUCACGCUACGUGCACCGUAUCGAAUAUUGGGGUCUCGAUAACAAUUUGAACUUAAGGCAAAUGACUCAAUGAUCAUCAUGACCCAAUGAUCAUGUUUUGAAUCAAAGUAUGAUGAUGAGUACCCUACUAUGUUGUAAAUGAGAGGAUGGACCUUGUAUGUUGUAAAUGAGAGGACUCUCGUCAGCACCACGCGUGAAGGCGGUGCAAAGGCACCCUAUCCUAUCCUAUCCUAUCCUAUCCUAUCCUAUCCUAUCCUAUCCUAAUAUUCUGAUCAAGUCAAGUAUAGAACAAGAAAGGCACUUCUUGUAAGAUUUAAUAGGAGGUACUACAUCACUGGGUGGCCUCACAAGCAGACGCGAAUAGCUACAUAAGAGGUUGCAUGACAUGGCAUUAGUUUUCCCUCUAUUCUUUUUACUUAGGUCUAUCCCACCACGCAACAUUAUAGUGAAAAAAAAUAUUAAACCAGAACGCUGCACGACCCGUCUUCGUUAGCAGAGCCUCAACCUCGUCUAAUUAGAGGGGGCAGGCUAGUAGAGAUAAUCAUCUCCUAAGAAGUAGCCUCAACCUCCUCGUUUACUUAGAGGGGAAGUAGCAACCUCGUCUUCUGGGAAGUAGCCUCAACCUCGUCUAAUUAGAGGAGGUAGGCUAGUAGAGAUAAUUACGUUCUAAUCACACAGGGUAUUCUAGAGAUAAACAGGCCUUAUAGCUUUUUUGCGCAUCCGGGGCAGACCAUUCACCUUGAUACCACUGCAGACAUGCGGAACGAUGCGGAUUUAACAACGACUGGCAAAGUCCACACUCUUGACCGAAGUCUCACUCUCAUUAUGGUUCGAGUACAUGUACAAGGAAGAUAUCAGUAUGUAGUCUAGACUCUAGUGAUCGGAAUCUCACUAUCAACAUUAUUUAUGGUUCUUCGAGUACAAGGAAGAUACUUCGAGUACAAGGAAGAUAUCAGUAUCAUUUACCCUAGACCGGAGGCAUACUAUCGUAAUUGUGGUUCUGCGAGUACGAGAAGUAAGUAUAUUAUCAAACCAAAAACCAUUUUCACUUUCAAAAAUUGAAAAAUUGAUAAUUUUGUUGGACUUGAUUAUUUCAUUAGCUAGUUAACUAGAUACUCAAGUUAAAACUAGCUAGAAAGGAGUCUGGCGGAUCCGUGUCGCGUGCAGCAGGCAGGGCUUGAUGGUUGAGGAGCAGGCCGAGCUGUGGGACCUUGUGGAGCCAGGCUGAUCAAAGUCGUGGCAAGUCUGAGUGUGAAUAUCUUGUUGUUUUCACGAUCGUGGCACCACCUCGAAACCUCAGAACCUUAAAGAUUCAAAGGAAGAUAGACACUCGAGGACUUGACAUCUGUAAGGCGCUUGCAAU
Molecule: messenger RNA, 3366 nt
Organism: Amoebophrya sp. A25
Lineage: Eukaryota; Dinophyceae; Syndiniales; Amoebophryaceae
Source: the annotation of a GenBank genome assembly